CCUUAUCGCAGGAACUUCCAUCCUACCUCGUAUCGUAUCCCACACCCCCCACCACCGUAGCCUCCUGCGUCCCGUACCAUGACGCGCAGUAGCAAACGCAAGGAAGACGACGUGAGCAGGGUCCUUUCCGUCUCCGCACCCCUUCCGAAGCGAACCAAAAAGACCAAGGUGGAUCCAGAAGGACAGGCACCUCCCGCGGCCAUUCCCGAAUCCCACGCUGUCUCCGUGCCAGAGGCGAGAGCCGUUGUAGCGGUAACGGAUGCGACACAGCCUUUGAUUCCCAAGGAGUACGCCUCCAAGGCGGCCGUGGUGACGAACACGUACCCCCACGCCGAAUUCAAUCACUUCUUCUUCCAGCUCAUGGCCUUCAAGGCCGAACACUCCAACUACAAUGUUCCUAAAGACACGCACCCCGAACUCCACACGUGGCUGCAGAAUCUCAAGCGAGACUACAAGCACUACGUUGGGAACGAAACGACCUCGCCCUUGACGGAAGAACAAGCCUUCGUCCUCGAAUCUCUACACGUACCGGUCACUUCCCGAGGUGACGAGCACUGGAACCGCUUCUUCGGACUCCUCCAGCAGUAUAGAGAAGAACACGGACACGUACUCGUACCCCGGCUCUGCGAAGUCCCUGGACUCGGUGACUGGGUCACGGACCAACGAAGACAGCACAAAGCCUGGAAGCAAGGACAGAGUUCACAACUCACCAAGGAUCGCCGCGAAAAACUCGAAAGUAUCGGCUUUACCUGGCAGGUCCGCAACCGUCCCGAGUGGGAACUUCGAUACCACGAGUUACUCCAGUACAAGCAAAUUCACGGCGAUUGCAAGGUCCCCCAGCAUUACAAAGAAAACAAGGCACUCGGAAAGUGGGUUGCCAAACAACGCGAACAGUUCAAACUCAUGCGUAAGGGUCAGCACAGCUUUUUGACACCGUAUCGUUUGGAAAAACUCAACGAGGCGGCGUUUGUGUGGCAGGUGCGCACCGCCAUGGACACGGACGAUAUGAGCAAUCCGUUGACGGGGGAAGCGGCCAUGUUAUCCUCUCCCACUAUUCUGACGGAUACCCAGGACGGCAUCGCGGCCAUGUCAAUGCCGCCGAACACCAAAAACGAAAACGAAGUAUAGUCGAGUGGACCGAGACUAUUUUUCGGCAAGCGUGCAUGUGCGUUGACCAUAAGUGUGACAAAAGAAGUUGAUAGGAAAUAAUGGGUUAGUGUAUUAAAAAGAAAAACCUUUUUU
Phaeodactylum tricornutum CCAP 1055/1 is the source of this 1242-nucleotide messenger RNA. RefSeq lists its product with no specific name. NCBI's taxonomy places the organism in Eukaryota, Bacillariophyta, Bacillariophyceae, Surirellales, Neidiaceae. The coding region runs from base 79 to 1128 and encodes 349 amino acids. The record is from RefSeq and is a predicted model, not a curated record. The transcript has a single exon.